UAGGAGAGAGCAGCGAUGUCUCUUAAGAACCGUGGUAUGGGUGAGGGGCGGGGCUUAGGCUAUGCGCCAGCAGGGUACUGGGGCCCCUACUCCCGCCCCUCCCCUCAGCUCCAGCCGAACUCUAGCCCUAGCUUCCUUUGACCCCAGCCCCUUUAUAAUCUCCCUCGGGCCCCUACAUAAUCCGUCUUCCCCUCCUCCCCCAUUGGAGCACCGCCCUGCCCGCGGGAAGGAAAAGAGUGGGGGAGGAGAAUGUGAAACAAGACUUGAAUCCUCUCAGCACCCGUAGCUCGGGACUGUGGGAUGCCGGUCCCGAGUGUGGCGACUUUUCCGGGGCUGCCUUGGGCCUCGAGGCAGGCAGGGUCCCGUGAACUUCGCGCGCGCUGACCCUCCCGCGAGCCUGAGGGCGGAGCCGGAGUCACCGACGCCGCUGCAGCCGCCAUGGCUGACUACUGGAAAUCACAACCAAAGAAAUUCUGUGAUUAUUGCAAAUGCUGGAUAGCAGACAAUAGGCCUAGUGUUGAAUUUCAUGAGCGAGGAAAGAACCAUAAGGAAAAUGUGGCCAAAAGAAUCAGUGAGAUUAAACAGAAAAGCCUAGAAAAGGCAAAAGAAGAAGAAAAAACAUCAAAGGAGUUUGCAGCAAUGGAGGCAGCUGCCCUUAAAGCAUACCAAGAAGAUUUGAAAAGGCUUGGAAUCAGUUCAGAAGUUACAGAAUCUAACACGCCACAAGUAACCAACACUGCCCCAUCCAUCUCAGUAUCAAGUCAGAAGAAGGAAAAGAAAAAGAGAAAAAAAGACCUUUCUAACAUAAAUGCAGUAGGAGCUGCCAAAUGGGUAGAAGGCAUGUCUUCUGAGGGUUACCGUUACUAUUAUAAUACCAUCACAGGAGAAUCUCAGUGGGAAAAACCUGAAGGAUUCCAAGGAAAAUUCAGUAAGAAAACAGCAAUGCCUCUCUGGAUAGAAGGCUUAAGUGAAGAUGGUUACACCUAUUAUUAUAAUACAGAAACAGGUGAAUCCAAAUGGGAGAAGCCUGAGGAUUUUGUUUCACAAGUUGGAGAUCCCCUUUCUAGUAAUAGUAGCGAAGCACUUGGUACCCCAGCGGAAACAAAGUCAUCUGAUUCAGAUAGUGAUUCCAGUGAAAUACAAGAAACAGAAGAGCAGGAAGAGGAAAAAUCAGAGACCUCUACAGAAGUACAAAAGCCAAAAAUAAAGUUUAGGAAAAGAACUAAAAAUGAUAAUACUGAAGAAACUGAACCUGAAUCAAAGAAGGAAAAAAAUGAUGAAGAUCAGGAACAAGACUCAUCAGGUUUAGUAGAAGAAAAACCCAAAUCUCCUAAGAAGCCAAACCCUUAUGGGGAAUGGAAAGAAAUUAAGGAAGAAGAUAAUCACUAUGAGAAGGUGGAUUUGGAACUUCCGAAUACAGAGAAUGAGUACAUAGGAGCUCCAGUUGCUGACAUGAGUGGAGACCCAAAAGUGACAUUUAAAGAAAAAACAGUCACUUCUCUUGGAGAUGUGGCAGAAGGAGUAGCCUCAGUCUUCAAAAAGAGAAGAUUUGAUAAUGGAAAAUCUAGAAAUUUAAGGCAAAGAGGAGGUGAUCAAUAAUUGUAAUUUUAUAAUAAAAAGCAGUGUCUGACCUCUUUUGGACCUUUUUGGACAGGAAGAGCCUCUAACUCUGUAAACUAUUUUUUGUUCGCUUUUAAUGAUUUAGAUACUAAGAAUGUAGACUUAUUCUUAACUGUACUAGAAUGUGAAUUGUAAUAAAUAUUUUUUAUUUUUAUGUGAA
Molecule: messenger RNA, 1780 nt
Organism: Gracilinanus agilis (Agile Gracile Mouse Opossum)
Lineage: Eukaryota; Metazoa; Chordata; Mammalia; Didelphimorphia; Didelphidae
Gene: WBP4
Product: WW domain binding protein 4
Exons: 10
Coding region: 439-1599 (386 amino acids)
Biological process (GO): mRNA splicing, via spliceosome
Cellular component (GO): precatalytic spliceosome; nucleus
Molecular function (GO): RNA binding; protein binding; zinc ion binding
Source: RefSeq, a predicted model, not a curated record